Molecule: messenger RNA, 1745 nt
Organism: Oldenlandia corymbosa var. corymbosa
Lineage: Eukaryota; Viridiplantae; Streptophyta; Magnoliopsida; Gentianales; Rubiaceae
Source: the annotation of a GenBank genome assembly
UCCACAACUCAGGUCUCGCUCUUUUCCCGCUUUCUCCGUACGGAAAUAUACUUCGUGAUCUUCGGAAAUGAAUUAAAAAUUUCAUUAAAACAUAGCUUCAACAGUUGUACAUUUACAGAAAGGUACAACCAUUUGAUGCACUGGUCCACCGAAAUUAAUAAACAACUGACCACAGCCCAUAAUUCCCCCCCUCUCCUCUUCUUCCUCUUCAGUCUUCACACAAACAGAGCAGAGAGAUCAGAACCUGUGUGUGAAUUUUUUUUUCAACAACAAAAAAAACAAUCAAACAAAAGCCAUGGAGAUCAACAUCGUAGAUCACGAACUCCCCAACGAUUCCCACAACUACUACGACGUCUACUUCUACGACGACCGGGUCAACACCCUGGUGACCCACGACCCCGACGUGCUCUCCAACUGGCUCUUCCGCCUCCAGAAAAUCCACGGCCAGCGCCUCGGCAACCUCAUCGUCGGCCUCGACGUCGAGUGGCGUCCCAAUUUCAACCGGAACCAGGAUAACCCCAUCGCCACUCUCCAACUCUGCGUCGGCCGGCGUUGCGUCGUCUUCCAGAUCCUCCACUGUUCCAGGGAGUGCCAGAUCCCCGACGAUCUGAAAUAUUUCCUCGCCGAACCGGAUUUUACUUUCGUCGGUGUUGGGAUCGCCGGCGAUGUGGAGAAACUUGCGUAUGACUACGGGUUGUCUGUGGGUGGGAGGAUUGUUGAUUUGAGGGAUUUGGCUGCGGAUCGGUAUGGUAAUAAGGCGUUUAAGAACGUGGGUCUCAAGGAUUUGGCGAGCGCGGUUCUUGGCCGGGUUGUGGAGAAGCCGAAGAGCGUGACUAUGGGGAGGUGGGAUAAUCGCUGGUUGACUCCUCUGCAGGUUCAGUAUGCUUGUGUUGAUGCCUUCGCUUCCUUCGAGAUUGGCCGCAGUUUGGAAGCCGAUGACUACUGAAGAAUUUGGUCUGGCUGGUAGUGGAAAAAUAAAAGGUUGUUUAACUCUGAAUUUUGAAUUUGGCAUUUUUAUCUAGUCUGAUCUGGAAGAUGUUAUAUAUAUGUAGUGCUCUUGGUAGGCGUUUUAGGAUUUUGAGGGCUUUUUGCGUGAAGCCUGCUCUGGUAAUUUGGGGGGUUUUGUUCAUAUUGAUCUGAAUCGUGAUUAGAUUGUUGAAGGGUUUUUUCAUGGCUGUUGGCCCAAUCUGACCUUAAAUUGAAAGCUAUUGAAUGUUAAAUAUGCAUGGUUAACUUGGAAUUGUUUAUGUGAAUUUUGUCGAAUUUAAGCAAAUUGCAACAUAUGAUCCACAUGUACAAAGCACUAGAUGCUUGGCUUUGUAUAUUGUGUUAACCGGGAACCAUAACAGUGUGUAUUCUGUUGUGAAACAUUGUAUUUGCUUGUCUUGGUUUCUGUUUUCAGAGUGAAGAUGGUGUGCUGCGUUGUUUAGUUUAUUCUACAUUUGAUGAUGAAGCUUUGAUAUAACAUUGAUGAGUCUUGUUCAUUUGUUGUGCUCGUUGAUAGUCAUUUUUCGGAUGGUAACGAGGUCUACAUGGGGUUGGUGGUCAAAGGUCUUCAUGUGUCUUUUUGAGGACUCAUAAGACUCUUAUGGAUGGGCUAUUGCUCUCCUCUUCCCAAAGUAAGACACUCUUGUUGGGAUCCCAAUACCUAUUGAACACCUUACAUUUUGAAUAGGUUAGGUUCCUUUGAGUGAAGCUAUAUGUGGUAGAAUUUCCCUCCAUUUUGUAGUUUGUUUACAUUAUUA